AAAUUUAUAAUUCUUGAAAUUAUGAUUUUAUUUUUCUUAUACUGAAAACAGAGACAAAACCCUUUUAUCUGAUUACUGAUUUUUUAUAAAUUGAUACAACAAAACGCACUUUAUCUUCUUUUGCUCUGUGGUCUCCGUUACUUCAGGUAUACAGUUAAGGACAACUGACAUUGAUAAAGACUGUCAAUAGUGUCAGUGUCAAAAAUAUAAUUAAUCAGUUCCAGUUGUCAACAUAGACGUCAAGUAAUAUUUAAUUAAAAAAAGCUAUAUUUUGAGUCGAUGAGUAAGAAAAUUUUUAUUCAUAGAGGAUAUAAAUCAUAAUUUCAGUUAAAUUGCACUAAUCACUGACUGCUAUCAUGUCAUCUAUAAAGCUACAAGACGACAUAAAUAAUAUACCUCUGGCAGAUGACGAUCCUCAAGUCAUAAUUAACGACGAGCCUGAUCAAAAUUCAAUGUCGGAGGGUAACUCAUCUAGUAUGAUACACGGUAGAAGUAUGGAUUCUAUUCAGUCUACAUUUACCAAUGGCAGUUCCAGCCCUCAACACCACAGCUUAGAACCAGAUUCCAGUCCAGACGAACAAGAGGAAAAAGCCCGUUUAAUUUCUCAAGUACUUGAAUUGCAAAAUACACUUGAUGACCUUUCGACAAGAGUAGAUUCUGUUAAAGAAGAAAAUUUGAAAUUAAGGUCAGAAAACCAAGUUCUCGGUCAAUACAUAGAGAACUUAAUGUCUGCAUCGAGUGUAUUUCAAUCUACUUCGCCAAAAAUUAAAAAGAAGUAAUGUUUACAUUGAAUAAUGAUUUUUUUAUGAAUUUUGUAUUUUACACUUGCACUUGCCUGUUUCGUGAGCCUCUGAAGCCUGUGAUUAUUUGUUAUAAUUAAGUUAUUAUUUAAUGAAAGAUUAGAACUAAGACUCACAUUGCCAUAUUAUGUGUUUAAAGAAAUAAGAGAUUAUUAAAUAGUGAACAUUAGUUGUAGAUUGCUUUUUAAGAUAAAUGACUGCUCUAUAUUAUUUUUCAUAGGGCUUAUACUGCUGUGGACAACUUGUAUAUUUUAUAAUAAAUAAAAAAUUUUUUGUUCAUUUUCUAUACUCAAAUUAAAGUGGCAAAUAAGUCCCCUGAUUGACAUAUUUCUCAGAAAUCUUUUCUUGUGUGUUUUUACGUCUUUUCGUUAUUACAAGACAAGUAAUCCUACACAGUAUUUUGUUAGGGCAUAAGCUUUUCAUCUCUUAAAACUUUUACUCUUUAAAAGUCUUUAAGUAUUACUAAAUUAUAUUAGUUAUUAUCGAAUAUAUUUCUCUUUCUAUAUCUAUUUAGAAGAAAAAAGUAAUUAAACUGUUAUAAAGGAUAAGGGUAUUCAGCUUAAAUAAAUAUAACUAAACAUAAACAGUAUAUUAAAUAAAAACAUAAUAGAUUCAUGAAAUGAAACAGUUAAGUUGCAACUGCUGAUUGAAUGAAGUAAAAUGUGAAGAAAAGUAUUUAGUAUCUUCUAAAAGACUAAAAGUUCAACAACAAUAAAGCUUACCUUAAGGUCACUCCAAUUUUGAUUUACUUACUGUAUUACUAAAGGCAGUAAGUAUACUUACUAAAUUUAAAAUUACAUUUGUCAAAAUUCAAAUAAUCACGUAUUAAAAUAGUUUAAUUUAAAAUACAUACAUACCAAAGGCACAAGACUCGAGUUAUAACAAACUGUAUGUUAUUAGAUGUAUUAUAUUAUAUUGAUGUUAAUAUAUUUUAUAUUAAAAUAAAAACUUUACUGUAGAUACAUUUGCUUCAUAAUUAGAUUAAUAAAAUGCUUAUAAUAUAAUGCUUUUUGAUUUUACAACAAUAAAACACUGCAAUAUAAAAAUAAAUUAUUUAUUUAAAAAAUUCCCAAUAUGAGAAACAAUUCAUAU
This is a messenger RNA of Phyllotreta striolata, 1892 nucleotides long. The record is from the annotation of a GenBank genome assembly. Lineage: Eukaryota; Metazoa; Arthropoda; Insecta; Coleoptera; Chrysomelidae.